CCGCUUUCUUUCGUCGCAAUCGCAAAGAUACAACUUCCGCCCCUGCCGAGACGGCGGCGGAGAGAGACACAACCGAGCCGACCAAAGCGCCCGGGGAAACCCUAGGACGAGGAGAAGGGCGUGCGCGCAGCCAUGGCCAAGGGCCGCAACAAGAACAAGGCCAAGAAUGGCGCCGGCGCCGCCGCCAUGGACGCCUCCGAGGGCGCGCCCGCUGCGUCCACCGCAGCAGAAGCCCCACAACCGAUGGAUACGUCCGAGGGGAAGCAGCCGUCCUCUUCAUCGGCUGCCCUCAGUUCGAUCAACAGGAAAAUAAAAAAGGGCGUGCAACCUAAAAGGACAAAAAAUGUGAGGAAAAUGAAAGCAGUUGCCAGGGCCAUUUCUAAAACUGAGAAGUCCGAGGAGAAGGUCCUGAAAGCAAAAAGCAAGAAGUCAAGGAUUCAGUCUGCCAAGUCUUUGUAUGAUUAAAGUUUCAGUGGUUAGCAUAAUUUUGUGUACUAGUAUGUUUCCACCUGUAGAUCAACCAAAUCUAUGUGUUUCAAGAAAACCUGCUUUGCCUCUAAAGAUUAACACUACCUGCUUCUUUACAACUCUUAA
Triticum urartu is the source of this 594-nucleotide messenger RNA. RefSeq lists its product as uncharacterized. Lineage: Eukaryota; Viridiplantae; Streptophyta; Magnoliopsida; Poales; Poaceae. The record is from RefSeq and is a predicted model, not a curated record.